Molecule: messenger RNA, 1530 nt
Organism: Penicillium olsonii
Lineage: Eukaryota; Fungi; Ascomycota; Eurotiomycetes; Eurotiales; Aspergillaceae
Source: the annotation of a GenBank genome assembly
AUGUCGGGUGUCUCGAUUCCUGCCAGCUUGUGGAUCCAAGGCUUGGCCGCUGUGGGCCUUCUCAUUAUCACCAAGUUGAUAUGGGAUGUCUAUUUUUCAGCCUUGAGACUCAUCCCCGGACCAGCUCUCGCGAAGAUCACGGAUGUCUGGCGCGCCGUGCAUACGUAUGGCGGACGUAUCGACCUCAAGCAUGUUCAGCUGCACCGCAAAUACGGGACCGCUGUCCGGGUUGGGCCUAACUGUGUGAGCAUCUCGGAUCCUGGGCUGAUCCGCACGAUUUACUCAACCCGCAAUCCUUGGAAGAAGAGUGACAUGUACCGUCCUAAUGAUGUACUACUCGAAGGCCACCGACUGUCGAAUCUGUUCAACACCCAGGAUGAGGACUGGCACAACCAGAACAUUCGCCCAAUCCGGGGACUUUGGACCAUGACAAAGGUCCUAGAAUACGAGCCACUGAUUGACGAAACAAUCACCAAGUUUGUGGACAAGCUUUCUCUCAGAUUCGUCGAUUGCGGAAAGGUCUGUCCAAUGGACGAGUGGAUCGGUUUCUUCGCCUGGGAUGUCACGGCGAACUUCAGCUUCGGUCGUCAUUAUGGGUUUCUCGAUCAAGAAAAAGAUGUCGAUAAUCUGAUCACGGACUCAACGGCUGGCCUGAAGUACUUUGCACCGGUCUCUCAAAUGCCAUGGAUCGACAACAUCCUGGACAAGAAUCCCAUUAAGCGCAUUGGGCCCAAGCCCACACUGACGGGUGUGCUAUACGCAUUCAAAGUAGUGGCCGAGUAUCAAAUGCAAUUAGCCGAAAACAAGAUCGAAGGCACUGUCGACCACACGCUUGAUAAAUACGUACAACUGAAGAAAACAAACCCGGAGAUGGUCAACGACAACCAGAUAGUAAAUUGGCUCAUGCUCAGCAUCUUGGCUGGAGGCGAUACCAGUUCUGCCACCAUGCGAGCCGUCCUUUACUUCUUAGCAAAGUCUCCUUCAGCGAUGGCUCAACUCAUCACCGAGCUUCAAGGCGCCGCAUUGCCCACCCCCGCCCCAUGGAAGCAGGUUCGCGACCUGCCAUACCUGGACGCUGUUAUUCGCGAGGCUCUCCGUAUGAAUCCGGGCAUUGCUAUGGUCUUCGAACGUGUCGUUCCACAGGGCGGAUUCACACUCCCGGAUGGACGGUAUCUCCCUGCAGGAACUAAAGUCGGGAUCAACCCUUUCGUCACCAGUCGUGAUUCUGGCGUCUUUGGAAAUGAUGCCGACGAAUUCGAUCCGGAUCGCUGGUUGCAAGGGAGUGAUGAGAGCUUGGAGCACUAUGAGGAACGUUCGCGUCGGAUGAAGGAUACUGUCGACUUUGUCUUCGGUGGAGGUGGUCGUGUCUGCAUGGGCCGGUAUCUGGCUGUGUUGGAGAUCAAAAAGCUGAUUGCGACGCUGUACAGCACAUUCGAUAUUCAAUUGGUAGACCAAGGCCAUGGGUGGAAGUACCACAACGCCUGGUUUGUAUAUCAGUACGACAUGCCGAUGAUCAUCCGACGGCGAUGA